Molecule: messenger RNA, 7366 nt
Organism: Xiphophorus hellerii (green swordtail)
Lineage: Eukaryota; Metazoa; Chordata; Actinopteri; Cyprinodontiformes; Poeciliidae
Product: copine-8
Exons: 20
Coding region: 354-2048 (564 amino acids)
Biological process (GO): cellular response to calcium ion
Cellular component (GO): plasma membrane
Molecular function (GO): calcium-dependent phospholipid binding
Source: RefSeq, a predicted model, not a curated record
UGUCGCCACUUCCACGCAAAUACAACGAAGCGCAGCUGAAUUUCAAUUAGCUCAAUACAAGUCAGUUUGAACGACAGUGAAUCGGAAUCGAGAGACGGAGCCAGGAAAGGAAAGGAGGGGAGGGGGUUGAAGAGCACGAAAAGAAAGCUGGAAACGGGGGGAUAAGCACACAGAGGAGGGGAGAGAAAGCGUGAAGUGACAUCACAUUUCCCAGCUCCUCGUUCCUCUCCUCUUUGCUCCACUUCUCGCCGAGGAGGCGCGCUCACAGUUCGCUAUUUUCUUUACGUCGCAAGUAAAGAAAAAAAAGAAAAGGAGGGGAGGGCUGGACUGAAGGAGCAGGAAAAACUGAAACCAUGAACAACACUUUCCUAAACAUGGCGUCGAUAGGCGACUUCGACCCGCUGAACUCGUCUAUUCCUGCCACCAAAGUUGAAAUCACGGUGUCCUGCAGAAAUCUGCUGGACAUGGACACCUUCUCCAAAUCAGACCCAAUUUGUGUUCUCUACGCUCAAGGCAUGGGCAACAAGGAGUGGAGAGAGUUUGGGAGAACGGAGGUGAUUGACAACACGCUAAACCCAGACUUUGUGAGGAAAUUCAUGCUGGACUACUUCUUUGAAGAGAGACAGAAUCUCAGAUUUGACUUGUACGAUGUUGACUCAAAGAGUGCCAACCUGCAGAAACACGACUUCCUGGGCCAGGCCUACUGCACCCUGGGAGAGGUGGUUGGAUCGCUGGGCAGUCGCUUGGAAAAGCCUCUUGGAGGCAUUCAAGGGAAGAAAUGCGGGACCAUUAUCGUGAAAGCCGAGGAGUUGAACAACUGCAGGGAAUCGGUGAUGAUGCAGUUCUGUGGGACCAAGUUGGACAAAAAGGAUUUCUUUGGCAAGUCGGAUCCGUUCCUGGUUUUCUACAGGAGCAACGAAGACGGCACGUUUACCAUCUGCCACAAGACCGAGGUGGUGAAGAACACGCUGAACCCUGUGUGGCAAGCCUUUAAGAUCCCUGUGAGAGCUCUCUGCAACGGAGAUUACGACAGAACAAUCAAGGUCGAUGUUUACGACUGGGACCGAGACGGCAGCCAUGACUAUAUUGGAGAGUUCAGCACCAGCUACAGAGAGCUCUCUAUAGGACAGAGCCAGUUCAAUAUCUAUGAGGUGAUAAAUCCCAAGAAAAAAGGAAAGAAAAAAAACUACAAAAACUCUGGAACGGUAACGCUGCUGUCCUUCCUCGUAGACGUCGAAGUCACCUUCCUGGACUACAUCAAAGGAGGGACCCAGAUCAACUUCACGGUGGCCAUUGAUUUCACAGCUUCCAACGGAAACCCAGCCCAGCCCACCUCUCUCCACUACAUGAGCCCAUACCAGCUGAACGCCUACGCCAUGGCCCUGAAGGCGGUCGGCGAGAUCAUUCAGGACUACGACAGCGACAAGAUGUUCCCCGCGCUGGGCUUUGGAGCCAAGCUGCCGCCGGACGGACGGGUGUCCCAUGAGUUUGCCCUGAACGGUAACCCUCAGAACCCAUACUGCGCAGGCAUUGACGGCGUAAUGGAGGCCUACUACCAGAGUCUGAAGUCCGUUCAGCUCUACGGACCCACCAACUUCUCCCCCGUCAUCAACCACGUCGCCAGAUAUGCUUCUUCUGUGAAGGACGGUUCUCAGUACUUUGUGCUCCUCAUCAUCACCGACGGCGUUAUCUCGGACAUGGCCCAAACGAAGGAGUCGAUUGUCAAUGCUUCAUGUCUCCCAAUGUCAAUUAUUAUUGUGGGAGUCGGUCCAGCAGAAUUUGAUGCCAUGGUUGAGUUGGAUGGCGAUGAAGUCAGAAUCUCAUCCAGGGGAAGAUUUGCAGAGAGAGACAUUGUUCAGUUUGUUCCAUUCAGAGACUACAUCGACAGAAGCGGGAACCACAUUCUAAGCAUGGCCCGGCUCGCGAAAGACGUCCUGGCCGAGAUCCCGGACCAGUUCCUUUCCUACAUGCGGACCCGGGGGAUAAAGCCUUCGCCGGCGCCGCCUCCCUACACGCCGCCGGGGCAGCCCGUCCAAACCCAGAUAUAAGGAGCGGUAGAGAGUCAAAAGUCUUACAGUCAGGUGUUCUCCGAACUUAGCGCGCAAAAUACUUCCGUCUCCUUAAAGCCGCUCUCUAUGCUUUGCCGUCAUGGAUGGCCCGGGAGGGGGAAGAGGGUUUUCUCGCGGUCAGGAAGCUGCAUGUCAGGCCCAAAAGGUGCUUCAGAAGGAAAACGCAGCAGGAGUCUGUUUACUUCCACUAUCGAGCAUUCCUGUAAUUGUCUGGAUUUUGAUAGGAUGUUUAUUGUUUUUCUUCUAUCGUGUGGGUGUGAGUGCGAGUGAAAACCUAGAAUAGCUCCGGAGAGAGCCGAUAGAUUCAAACUGUGCGGAGAAAAGAGAAGCAAAAACGUGAAGAAGUUGAUGAUCUGGAUUUUAGCCUGGAAAAAAUGUGAAGAGAAUGUCUCCAGACCAAAAAAAGAAGUCAUUUAAUCUUCUGUAAGAAAAAAAAGGAAAUAUGUAUUUUCUCUUUCUCUUUUCUCUCUCUGACUCAUUGUUUACAGUAAAUGCUAGCGAGGAUUUUUACUGUUGAUACUUUUAUAUACAUACAGUUUCACCAUAAAGGUUGUAAUCUUCUCCUGGCUUUAUGUCAGGUAGCUGCAGUGCAGGUCCUGGUAGCCCUUCUGUACCGUACCGUGCUGUACCGUACUGGACUGUAUUCUGGUGUUUGUAUUAACCUUUUGCAUGCGUGUAGCCUCAGUCAAGUGCAUGCAGACAGUGACCCUGCACUACCUCUUUUCUCCAUACUUGUGUUUGUGGGACGUAAAUUCCUGUGUCUCACUUAAACUUCUCUUCCUUUGUGCCUCUCACUCUUUUAGUAGCUGUGUUUCCAUCCAACUUAUGCUUCUUUCCCGUGCUUUAUUUAUUUAAUAUUAUAAUUUUUUAUUAAAUUUCUUUAAUUUUUGAAGUUCAAAAGGUUUGUUCUUAUAAUGGAAAGUUUUGUGCAUCACUUUAACCCAGACGACACACACUUUGUUUGUUGAAUACAACUCAAAAAUGUUUGAAUUACAAUCCCAUCGCCAGGCGUUUGAUUAAAUAGUCAAACGAAUCAGUUGCGUUUUGUGCUAACAAUAUGCUAGCCUUCCAUAAUAUUAGAAAUGUACCACAACAUCAUAACGCUAGCUUUUCUAUUUGAUGCUAGCAUUAAGAUGUUUACAAUGGAUACUCAUACAGGUAAAAAGAUAUAGGCUGAUGUCAGAUAGCCUCCAACAUUAGCUGAUUGUUUUGAGCUAGCCUACCGUCCGCAGCCAAACUGAACUGGACUGCUAGCAUGUGUUUGAUUCUUAAGUUGGUCGUACACACUGAUGUAUAUAUUGGUUACCUCUAGUCCAGGUUUUCAAAAUUAAUAAAGCGCUACAGCCUUGAACAGAUUCCCUUUUACAGCAACUUGCCAACAUCAGCUGACUCUUUUGUGAGCUAGCAUAGCCAAGCUAAACAGAACUGCUAGCAUUAUAGAUUUUUACUUUUCUCAUAUACGUAAGCAGAUUUUUUUUUUUGGGUUUUCCCCAAGUCCAGUUUUUCCAAAAUUAAUCCAAAUUUACGGCACUUGAAACACUUUUGAGCGACUCUAAAUUUUAUGUAGCAUUAUUGACUGUUGAAUGGAAAUGUAGCUACUGUCUUCAUAUUCAAGUCUCUUUUUUUUUUUUUUUUUUUUCCCUCCAAACUUCCUUGCUAAUCAUGGCCAAGGGGUUUCAUGUCGUUGUGUCCUCACGCCACUUUCCUCCCGCCAUGUUUUAACACCUCAGCAGCUGCUCUCAAACUAAAUGCUGUUUGAGCAACAAGAGCCCAGUGGUCAAAAAUGCAUAGAAAAUCUAAAUUAUCCCAUUGUGUGCGUUUGGUUUUCGUUUUUCCUUUUGGUACUUUGUGGCGAGCAUGUACGUGCGUUUUGCAGGUUUUUAUUACACCUUAUAGCUUUGAUACAACUUUGUACACAAGUUUUAAUAUUUGUAUUUGUAUGUGCCAUGGUCUGUGCGAGUCGUGAUCCACCGACAACGUCCGUUGAAUUAACACUGAUGUCUUCUAUUUUGGUUGCGAAUGUGGGUUGGAUGCGGUCCAAUUUGUGCUGUCAGCGAUGAAUGAGAAUAAAAGAUUGAAUGAAAUAACGUAAUAGCAGGUAAAUUAUAAAAAGGUUACCGAAGUAAUAUCUUUCCACACAGGUAUAAAGUACUUAAUAUUACUAAAAGUUUUAUUUAUGAGCUUGAUGAGUAUCAACACAAUGUUAAAAUGAGAAAUAUAAGAUAAAACUCCGAACAAAAUAUUUUUUUAAUUGGAUAAAUUCAAUCUUUUAGGCUUAAUACAACUUAAAUACAGAGUACAUUGGGAAAUUACCUAUUCAAAAAGCAAUUCCCCAAUCAGACCUGCAACAGUUGCCUCUGAAUCCCAAACUUAUGGCAUUUUCUCUCUCCCUCGUUCUCAUGUGCGGUCACUGUAGCAGUCUGACUGAACCAACUGUGUGUUUGGUAGCUUAGCUACAGCUGCUGUGUUCAAAGCUUAGCUGGACACCUCAUUAGGACAGCAGGUCAAAAUGACCAGCUCAUUACCGCAUCAGAUCCGGUGUAAAACAGAAGCACUAAACUGGAAACUGAUCCUGCACUGUGGGGUUUACUACGGGCUGCAUUGAUUGGAUGGGCAAAUGUGUUUCUGAUGUUCUCUCUGCGUAACUUCGACUACUGACUUGCCAUGUAAAACUGUGCCGGGUAGAGUUCAGGUAUUUUACUUAUUAUAAGUUCAACUCUAGUUUAAAAAGAAAGUGUCAGAGAAAGUUAGCCAGGACUGUAGAGCGGUAAGUGACCUGUUUCCUGACAGCCUGUCGGUGCUUCAUUUCAUUUGGAAAAUUGAAAUAAAUUGUCUAGGUGAUGCCGAGUAGGAUGGUAGCGCUCUAAUUUCCCCAAAGGUCGUAUUCCAAACAAUCGUGACCCUAAAUGUAAGCCCUGGUAUACAUCUAAGUCAAUAAAACAGGGAUAAAAAGAAUUGGCAGUGAGAAUAUUCUUUUUCCCAGUUGGUAACGACUGUUUUCAUCUCUUCUAACGUUUAAAGUACAAACAAGCUUCAGAGAUGACAUUUUUAGGGAUUUGUUUAGAUAUCUGAAGAUCACCUCAAGAUCUUUUACCUCUUUUAUAACUGAUCCAAACUUUGGAAAACCUGGAAAAAGGAAUAUAUGCUGGCAUUUUUUUUAUAUAUAUACAGAUUUUAGGGGCCCCAGUGGCCUUUUAUUGAAUAGUGUAAACAAGAAAUAGGGUGGAGAGAGAAGAGGAAGACAUGGAGCAAAUGGCCCAAGACUGGGAAUUGAACCCAGGACAACUCCAUCGAUUAGUACCGCCGCUGCACUUGGUACACGUGUUCUACCAACUGAGCCACCCAGAACCCUGAAUACACACUGCUUAAAGCGAUUCAUGUCCUAACCAACUAGUACAAGUUUUCACAAAAUGUUUGGGCGUGACGAAAUAUCGACAUUCCGAGGUUCCAUUUCUGUUGCCAAGCAAUCUAAAUCAUUUUAUUAUUAUUUCAUUAAAUAAUUAAUUGGCCACUUGGUGGCACUCAUGGACUCUAUGGUACACAACCAUACCAAGAUGGUCAGGCAGCCACUAGUUAACAUCACCACAUGGUGUGUGAUGUUUUAGUUAAUUUGUUUUUACAAAGCCAUGUAUACAAUCUCAUGUGUAAUUGACUACAUUAAUUAUGUCCUUCCAUAAAUAUUAUGACCAGAAGCCUGACUUUAAAUUUUAAUUUAAAAUUUGAUAUUUUGUAGAUCUGAAUGUUUUACACAUCGACUGGUGAUCAGGACGGAGAUUUUUCUCAGCCCUGAGUUCACAUGUGAAGCAAAUCUCUUCGGCUUUUAGUUCCUUUUGCUUAAUUUCUCAUGCUGUCUUUGUCUUUGGGCCUAUAUAUAUAUAUAUAUAUAUAUAUAUAUAUAUACAGUAUAUAUAUAUAUAUCGGUGGCACAGCUCAUUAAAUCUGCCUAUUCAUGAAGCCAGAAGUGUGUUUAUGAAAGUGUGCGUAUGCGUGCAUGUAAAUUACUCUGUGUGUGCGAGGCACAUUUAUAGGACUUUUUAUAUAUAUAUAUAUAUUAUUAUUAUACCAAGUGAAGUGUUAACACAAGUAAGAUUUUUGUUUACUACAGAUAUCCAAAUAAUAUGUUGUAUGCUUGUCAUAUCUUCUUAACGACGUGCACUACUAUGUUUGCAUGUACAGUUUUACAAGGGAUGCACCAGUUCCUUUUGUUGAAGACCGAGUGUUUUGAAAUCUACAGAUUACCUACAUGAAGGAUUAACUGUACAAAAUGGCCUUAAAUCUUUCGCUGACUCUCUUGGAAUUGUGCGAUGCCUUCUUCAGAAAACUGUUUUAUUGAAAACGAUUUGAUCCGUAUCUACUUUGUGUCGGUGUUUCUAUUGCUUUCUUGUGUUUUCUUUGCACAAAGUUCAGUUCUGGGAUUUAAAAAAAAAAAAAAGAAAGUCUAUAAAUCUAUAUAUCUUGUACUUUUUCUGAACCCGUGACUGAUCAGAUGAAGCAUGGCGAAGUACUGAUUGUCUGAUAAUACAUAGAUGACUAUUUCUGUAUUGAACUAUGGAUUUUUAAAUAAAUAUUCAUAUUAAACUCGGCUUGCUUUGCCUUUCAGUAAUCCGGAAGUGUUCAGUGAACAUCUUUUGCCGUUUACCUGCCGUUAUUGAAGUAACACGCACACAUCGAUGCAAAAGCACAUCAAUGGUGUAAGUUUGAUUUGUUGUGGUUCAGUUUUGCAAAAAAAUUCUCAUCUUUUAAGAAAUGCAUACUUCAUUUUUGCGAUUUGAUGCCCCGUCAGGCAAUAACACACAAAUAUGGCGUUAUUAUCUGAUGGGGGUUGAUGAAGUUCUUCGAAGCUCAGCAAGUACUUCCACAGCCGCUGAGAUUCAUUUUCCCAAUCCGAAUUGUUUUUGUCAUGUUUUUAUGACGCCCCCGACUUCUGAGCGGUGGGAAGUCGUUUUGCUGGUUCCAGGAUUUGAAUUUGCUCAUAAAGAUGCCAAACUUUUUAAAAUGUUGUAAAUGAUUUGGUUCAUCGUAGACGAGGCUUACUCCUCCAAAGUUCAGCCAAGUUGGCUGGAUUUCAGAGGACCUGUCGUUUACAGGGGAACCUGAUCUCUGCAUGCAAGAUGAAACGUUUUGAUAAUCGGCCUCGAGAUUUUAGAAUUUGUUAAAGGAGUAAUAAUUUGUAUUUUCCAGCCACAUGGUGCCAUUUUAUAGCACAAACAAGUAACUGUUACCUUCAGUUGUAAUGAAAAUGCUGCCAAAUGUGAUUUAAAAGGAAUGUGACUUUGUAAUUAAAUGCCUUGAAAUUG